AUGGAAGCAGCUCAUUACCGAGCUGGCGGCGCGGCAGCCGCAACGACAGCAAAAUUCAUCAGCGACAAGGGGGUGAAGGUGCACCACGGGCUCGGGGGUUGGUCGGAAUAUAAUAACCAGCGAGCUCGGUUUGAGAGUGCGAAGCCAUACAUAAAUCUGGAGGCUGUACUCAAGCACCACGUUCAAACAAUUCUCGGUGCAAAGUCGAAUGACUGUUCAUCCUGGGAGACAGUCUUCGACAGAGUCACCGAAGCUGAGAAAGAGUGGCGAACCGCCGACGAAAAAGGCGCGCGUGCAAUUUUCUCUAAGGCAUGGCUGAAAUUCGGGGAGAAAAGGGAACUGAUCGAUCCUUGGAUUAAUAUCAUUCCUGACAGUUACGGACUAGCUGUUGUGAAAGCCGGGAUUGCGGUUGCAUUGAAUUUAGCAGCAAAGUCGGCAGAAACAAGGCAAGAAAUAAUCACCACAUUUCAUGAACUCCAAAUCGCUAUCGUGGAAAUGAAAUGUAGACGGCGAAGUUUUCAAACUGACCCGGAGAUGAGCCAGCACACAAAGGACCUUUACAUUGCCAUCGUCGAUGCGAUAGAGAUUCUUCUCAACUCUCUCCCCGCAAAACGCUUUCUCGAUCGCGACGGGGCCGUGAAGGAAAAGAGGCAUUUCCGAAUAACAUCAAACUCCAAAGUUCGAAAGCAUGAUGAAUCUCCAGAACAAGCACUGCAACGAGUCAAGGAAGCUUCAAAUAUGCUCUCACUCGCUGCUGAGAGGUGUCGGGACACGCAUAUAGAGGCGAUCGAGCGAUAUUCAAGAGAUACGCAUCAAGAGGUUCAUGUCAUGCGUUGGAACCAGAAGGAAGCGGAGAUCAACACACGCCAAAUCAAUGGAGACGUGCAGAUCGUUAAAAGCGGAAUCAAUGACAUAUCCAGUGGGCUGACUGAGGUCCAAAAGCUUGCUCAGAAUACGGACGGUAUCCUGCAAAACGUCUCAAUCGAUGUCAGAGAGGUCAAGUCGGGAAUUGAGGCCGGGGAGAAACGGCACCUCGAGAUCAUCCAAUUGAUUCAAAGAGAGGAGGAGAGGUUGAAUCAUUUCAUAGAGACCCAAUCACAGAUGAUGGGUAACAGCCAGGACGCUAGGAAUCAAAUGUUGCAAUUCUUGCUCGAGGAUUGGAGGAAAGAGAGAAGCCUCAACUUACAGCUUCAGCAACGUCUCUAUGUUUCCGAGAUUGAAGGCUCUCCUCGCAGGGAAGAACGAAGCUCCGCGGCAGUGGUCUCCCUCUCCCGACUCUUGGAAGUUUUGGUUCAAUCGCCCUCGGGUGGAGGCCAGCCGCCCGAUUACGGUGCAGCAUUCGGGCAGCCCAAUGACGAUUUGGAGAUUGUUCUAGGAAAGAAAACUACUUUCGAUGCACAGACGCAAAGUCAAGCGCAGUCCGUGUUGCAGAAUGUACGUUUCAUGGAAUGGAUGAAUCAAGAACACCCAGACCUGCUCCUUGUCGAUGCGAACCUUCGAUCCUUUGCACUCCACAAUGUGUCUCCUAUCUCCGUAUUCUGUGCAACAUUUGUGUUGAGCAUGGCAGCAGUCCGACCGGAGGAUGUGGUGAUACGCUUCUUCUGCGGAUUGCAUUGUACCACGUCAUCGAAAGAUCAUUGGGCUGGACCCAACGGGCUGGUUCGAAGUCUCGUCUGUCAACUCUUGCUGAUAUUGCAUCGACGGGACCUUCUGAGCAUCAAUUUCAUCAAUUCGAGAACCUUGCUCAAGCAGCUAGAAGAACAUGACCUGGACAAGCUCUGCGUGUUGCUGCAUCAUUUAGCCCGCCAAUUCCCUUCAGACGUAACGGUAUACUGUAUCAUUGAUGCGGUGUGUUGCUUUGAUAAAGACCUUCACAUGAGCUUCCAGGAACUGACGACCAUCAUCGAAUACUUACAUGGAAUUGUGCAGGAUGACUCGCUUAGAGCUCGAUUCAAAGUGAUGCUGACGAAUGCAGACCACAGCACCAAGCGGUUGCGCCAGCAAGUUGAUGUGGAGCAGCACAUCACUUUGAGCUCUCAAUGCCUGUCGCUGCACGCCAUUUCCGAUCGGGCUGUCACAGCAGGCAUCUCGCGGCCAUCAACACCCUCAAUUUCCGACACGAGAGAGUGGGACGAUGAUGAUGAAGCAGAGGCAGAAGAUUCUGGAUGGUAG
Molecule: messenger RNA, 2172 nt
Organism: Aspergillus uvarum CBS 121591
Lineage: Eukaryota; Fungi; Ascomycota; Eurotiomycetes; Eurotiales; Aspergillaceae
Exons: 4
Coding region: 1-2172 (723 amino acids)
Source: RefSeq, a predicted model, not a curated record